Molecule: messenger RNA, 747 nt
Organism: Histoplasma mississippiense
Lineage: Eukaryota; Fungi; Ascomycota; Eurotiomycetes; Onygenales; Ajellomycetaceae
Exons: 3
Coding region: 1-747 (248 amino acids)
Biological process (GO): regulation of transcription by RNA polymerase II
Molecular function (GO): RNA polymerase II cis-regulatory region sequence-specific DNA binding; DNA-binding transcription factor activity, RNA polymerase II-specific
Source: RefSeq, a predicted model, not a curated record
AUGGCGCACGUUUUAAUGAAUGCGCAAGCCACUACUACUACGAUGCCACCAACUCCUCCAGUGCAGAACAGUGUUGACGCCUAUGGUCAGAAAUUACCACCUACCCCAUUAUACAGUGGAUCACAACAAGGUACCCCACAGCAAGCCACCUUCCCGCCAUAUCAGAGCAGUGGUGGCAGUUCAACAAUGCACCACUCUAACGCGAACGGACCUUCAUCGAGGAUCUCGCCAAUUCCAGUUCAGAUGCACGGUGAAGGGCAACAUCAGUUACCCAGACGACGUACAUCAUCCGAAUUCCCACUAGCACUUGUGGGAUCUAUACAGCCAAACCUCCUACCAGCUUUCAACAGUGGCCAUGCUGCUACUAUGAGUAGUAUGUACAAUGGACACCCCAAUCAUAUGCAUGGACUUAUGCAACAUCCGCCACCCGAUGAUCGACCUUAUCGAUGCGACCAGUGUACGCAAAGUUUCAGGCGCAACCACGACUUGAAAAGGCAUAAGCGCAUUCAUUUGGCAGUUAAGCCGUAUCCCUGUGACCACUGUGCCAAAAGUUUUUCCCGGAAAGAUGCACUAAAGCGACAUAUCCUUGUUAAAGGCUGCGACAAGGACAAGGAUUCCCAGUCUGAUAAAAACAGCACAGCGGCUGGCUCCCCCAUACUUACACGCACGGACACUGGCGGGGGUAACUCUGGGGGCGGCCGAACUCACAACAUACAGGGAAAUCAUGCCUUAAAGUCGCAUACAUGA